AUGUUAAGAGAGAGCAAAGAGAAAAUGAAAGAGGAACAAAGAUUUAAAGAACAAAGAAAAAUUGAGAGAAAGUUAAAAAAGGAGCAGAAAGAGCAAGAGAAGGAGAAUCGUAAGCUUGAGAGAGAAGAAAGAAAGAGAAACAAGUCGAAACUAAAGAAACAAAAAACAAAAUCCAAAGAGGUGUACUCAAGUUCAGAAUCUGACACGUCCGAUAUUCCAUACAUGGACAAUGACAGUGAUGACUUUGAAGAAAGUUUCGUCGAUGUUUGUCCGGUUUGUAGUUUUAGGUCGGGCAAAGCAGAGGGGUGGUUGAAUUGUGAAUCGUGUGGCAGAUGGUGGCAUGUCGACUGUGCAGGGUAUAACGAGGCGGAGGUUCAUGACGAGGCUUUUGUCUUUGUGUGUAAUGUCUGCGAGUAA
Molecule: messenger RNA, 417 nt
Organism: Mercenaria mercenaria
Lineage: Eukaryota; Metazoa; Mollusca; Bivalvia; Venerida; Veneridae
Exons: 1
Coding region: 1-417 (138 amino acids)
Source: RefSeq, a predicted model, not a curated record